Molecule: messenger RNA, 927 nt
Organism: Anolis carolinensis (green anole)
Lineage: Eukaryota; Metazoa; Chordata; Lepidosauria; Squamata; Anolidae
Product: prostaglandin D2 receptor-like
Exons: 1
Biological process (GO): positive regulation of cytosolic calcium ion concentration; inflammatory response; G protein-coupled receptor signaling pathway
Cellular component (GO): plasma membrane
Molecular function (GO): prostaglandin D receptor activity
Source: RefSeq, a predicted model, not a curated record
AAGGCUCUCGUGUUGCUCUCCGUGUCGGGCGAGAUGGAGGCUUCCUCGGCGGCGGCGGCGGCGGCGUCGUGGGGGUUCCGCUGCCUGGGGGCGCGGGCGCUGGAGGCGGGGGGCUCGGCGGUGCCGGGCUCGCUGCUCUUCGGCCUGGGCGUGGCGGGCAACGGGCUGGCCCUGGCCCUGCUCUGGAGGCACCGCCGCGCCGCCCGCCGCCGCCGCCAGUGCGCCCCGCCCGCCCCGCAGCGCCCGCGCGCCUCCGCCUUCUACCUGCUGGCCAGCGCCCUGGUGGCCACCGACCUGCUGGGCAAGUGCCUGCUCAGCCCCAUGGUGCUCGCCGCCUACGCCAAGAACCGCAGCCUCAGCGCGCUCUGGCCCGGGGACCACGGCGGGGAGGCCCCGGGAGGGUCCCCGGGGAGCCUGUGCCAGCUCUUCGCCUUCCUGAUGGCCUUCUUCGGCCUGGCGCCCACCGCGCUCCUCCUGGGCAUGGCGCUGGAGUGCUACCUCUCCCUGGCGCAGCCCUACUUCUACGAGCGGCACACGAGCCGGCGUCGGGGCGCGCUCCUGGCCGGGCUGGCCGGCGCCCUCUGCGCCCUGCUCUGCGCGCUCCCGCUGCUGGGCUUCGGCGCCUGGGCCCAGUACUGCCCGGGCACCUGGUGCUUCGUCCGCCUCCGCGGCGACGGGCGCGCCUUCGCCCUGCUCUACGCCUCGCUCCUCGGCGCCCUCGGACUGGCCCUGGCCGCCGCCAACCUGGGCACCAUGCGCUGCCUCUACCGCAUGGCGCUGCGCCAGCCCCCCCGGCACCCCUGGGCCAGGAAGGGGAGGAGGAGGAGGAAGGCCUUCCCGGGCACCGGGGCCACCGAGGAGCUCGCCCAGCUCGCCCUCCUCGCCCUCAUGACCGCCCUCUUCGCCGUCUGCUCCCUCCCCGUCGUC